AUGGGUAAAGGUGCUCUUAAAUUCGGAGGAAAAUCUGGUGUCUUACCAGUUGUGCGCCAGAUCUUCAAACAACCUAUCAAACCAGUGGAGAGAAAAAUCGAUCCAAAUGUUGGUUAUGCUGAAAAUGUGUUACAACCUAAAGGAACAAGUCGUGAACAAAAAUUACCACCUGUUUAUACUGUGAAUGAUCGUAUCGCCAAUACUGUUAAAUUGCCAAAGAAGGAAUUAGCAACUGGUGAACUAGAAAGUUUGAACGCUAAACAAAGAGAAAAAAUUGAGAAAUCACAACUUCGUCGUCGUUAUUUCAUUGAAUCUUUGACUAAAGAAGAACAAAAACUAGAGACUGAUAAAAUAAAAGAAGAAAGAAUAAAAGCACUCAAGGAGGCUAAAGAAAAAGCAAAUAUUGUUGAAGAAACUCCAGCUGCUAAAUUAACACUGCCAACUAUUGCCAAAUAUUUAGAUGGGCCAUUAAUGAGAAAUAGAACACCAGAAGAAAAAGACUUGUUAAAUGCUAAAAGAAAAGCAAACAGAUUAAACCGUGAAUACAAUACAAAAUUAAAUGCUGCUUCUAAUCUUUUGAAACUUUAUUACAGUGCUGAAAACUUCAUCACCACUGAAACUGAUUUGAAAAAAGCAGUUGAAGAUGCCUUCAAACCAGGAAAUGAAAUCAUUGCAUUGAUCAACCCAGAACAAAAAACUCACAAUUACAACGAUAAAAUUGGUGAUGCCUUAUUUGGUACUAUGAAUGCAAGACCUGGGUUACCUCGUAUUAUUGAGCAUAUGAGUGGAGAACACGCUGAGUUCCAUAAGAAAGUGCAAGAAGCUGAUAGAUUGAGAAAGGAGCAACAAAGAGAUGAACAAUUGUCAAAUUAA
Messenger RNA from Hansenula anomala, 873 nucleotides. It is a transcript of the gene PET123, whose product is annotated as mitochondrial 37S ribosomal protein mS26 PET123. The transcript has a single exon. Lineage: Eukaryota; Fungi; Ascomycota; Saccharomycetes; Phaffomycetales; Wickerhamomycetaceae. The coding region runs from base 1 to 873 and encodes 290 amino acids. The record is from RefSeq and is a predicted model, not a curated record.